CGCAUCAAGCAUGAAACCCACUCUCUUUCUCAUUCUCUUCAUUUCUUCUUUGUUCAAAGUAUCUGAAAUCAUGGCCAUGCCCGGCGGUUUGCGGGAGUCCUGUGGCGCCGAGAACAGCGUCGAAAUCGAAGAGCUUGGCCGUUAUGCCGUCCAAGAACACAACAAGAAACAGAAUAAGGUGCUCGAGUUUGCGAGAGUGGUGAAGGCACAAGAACAGGUGGUGGCUGGUACUUUGCAUCAUCUAACUAUUGAAGCUAUUGAAGCCGGGAAGAAGAAACUCUAUGAAGCAAAAGUUUGGGUGAAGCCAUGGAUGAAUUUCAAAGAUUUGCAGGAAUUUAAGCACGUUGGCGAUUCCCCUCCAGCUUUUACCUCUUCUGAUCUAGGUUGUAAGAAAGAUGGCCAUGGCCCUGGAUGGCAAGACGUGCCAACUCAUGAUCCUGUGGUUCAGGAUGCAGCUAAUCAUGCUGUUCAAACCAUUCAGCAAAGGUCCAAUUCCCUCUUCCCUUAUGUAGUCCAGGAGAUUGUUCAUGCAAAAGCUGAGGUCAUAGAAGAUUUUGCAAAAUUUAACAUGCUUCUGAAAGUGAAGAGGGGAGACAAGGAGGAGAAGUUCAAGGUGGAGGUACACAAGAAGACUGAGGGAACCUUCCAGCUCAAUCAAAUGGAACAAGAUCACUCUUGAAGCUUUAACUUUGCGUUUGACCCCAUAAUAUGAUACAUCCUUUUCUCUGGGUCGGAAUUUCUGUUUAUAUGCUGCUGAUGCUAUGUUACUAUCUUAUGUUUCAUAAAUUCUGUUCUCUGUAUUAACUUUCUAAAUGUGUUGCUACAAACAACAUAUAGUGAUGAAUGGUGAUAAAAACAUAGUUAUUUGUA
This is a messenger RNA of Mangifera indica (mango), 870 nucleotides long. RefSeq names its product cysteine proteinase inhibitor 12-like. The record is from RefSeq and is a predicted model, not a curated record. Lineage: Eukaryota; Viridiplantae; Streptophyta; Magnoliopsida; Sapindales; Anacardiaceae. Gene Ontology annotation, molecular function: cysteine-type endopeptidase inhibitor activity. The transcript is spliced from 4 exons. Bases 11 to 679 code for a protein of 222 amino acids.